Silurus meridionalis is the source of this 2911-nucleotide messenger RNA. Its product is annotated as kinesin-like protein KIF3C. Gene Ontology annotation, cellular component: microtubule. Gene Ontology annotation, biological process: mitotic cell cycle; microtubule-based movement. The transcript has 9 exons. Bases 319 to 2628 code for a protein of 769 amino acids. Lineage: Eukaryota; Metazoa; Chordata; Actinopteri; Siluriformes; Siluridae. Gene Ontology annotation, molecular function: microtubule binding; ATP binding; plus-end-directed microtubule motor activity. The record is from RefSeq and is a predicted model, not a curated record.
GAGAGAGGGAUAGACGGAUAGAUAGACAGAGAGAGAGAGAGAGAGAGAGAGACUGAUGGUGGAUGUAAUAAACACUAAUAACGGCUGGUCUGCUCGGGUUGAAGCCGGUAAUUUCUUUGUUUCUUGAUGAGUUCAGUUGCGACGCGACGCCGCUGAUUUGCGCUCCGCACACGGAGACGCGAUGCGCUGCGCCCCGGGAGCCGCCACCCUGCUGCCGCAUCCUCUCUAGCGCUCCGCCACCUCUCUUUGUCGGCGUGUCUGGUUUUAUUUCGUUUUGAGGGAUCGCAGGAGGCGGAAAAAAAAGAAAGGAUAAACAAAAUGUCUUUAAAAUCCAAGCAGUGUGAGUCGGUGAAGGUGGUGGUGCGCAGCCGCCCGCUGAACCGCAAAGAAGAGGCGUCCGGUUAUGAGAGCAUCGUAGACCUGGACGUGAAAGUGGGCCAGGUGGCGCUGCGGAAUCCCCGAGCGGCUCCGGGCGAACCGUACAAGACGUUCACCUUCGACGCCGUGUACGAUGCGGGAUCCAAGCAGAGCGACCUGUACGACGAGAGCAUGCGGCCGCUCGUGGACUCGGUGCUGCGCGGGUUUAACGGGACGGUGCUCGCGUAUGGGCAGACGGGCACCGGGAAGACGUACACGAUGCAGGGUGAGUGGCUGGAGGCCGAGCGGCGUGGCAUCAUGCCCAGCUCGUUCGAGCACAUAUUCACACACAUCUCCCGCUCCCAGAACCAGCAAUACCUGGUGAGAGCAUCCUACCUCGAGAUCUACCAGGAGGAGAUCCGAGACCUUUUGACGUCCGAUCACAGCAAGCGCCUCGAGCUGAAGGAGAGCCCUGAAUCGGGGGUGUACGUCCGAGACCUUUCGUCCUACGUGGCUAAGAACGUCAAGGAGAUGGAGCACGUUCUGAACGCAGGCAACCGCACACGCUCUGUAGGUGCGACGGAUAUGAACGAACGCAGCUCUCGGUCCCAUGCCAUCUUCAGCGUCACCGUGGAGUGCAGUCAGCCGGGUCCGGAUGGUCGCAACCACAUCAGAGUGGGCAAGCUGAACCUGGUCGACCUUGCCGGGAGCGAGCGCCAAAGCAAAACAGGUGCCCGUGGCGAACGCCUCAAGGAGGCCACCAAGAUCAACCUGUCACUGUCCGCCCUGGGCAACGUGGUAUCUGCUCUGGCUGACGGUCGCGGUGCUCACGUACCCUACCGUGACUCCAAGCUCACCCGCCUGCUCCGGGACUCGCUCGGGGGAAACGCCAAGACCGUUAUGGUGGCAACGCUCGGCCCUGCCUCCUACAACUAUGAGGAGACCCUGACCACGCUGCGCUACGCCAACCGCGCCAAGAACAUCAAGAACGUCCCGCGCGUCAACGAAGACCCUAAGGAUGCGCUGCUCCGCGAAUUCCAGCUGGAGAUCGCCCGCCUCAAAGCACAACUCCAACGACGUGGCAUGCUAAAUGCCCAGAGGAAGAGGAGGUUCCGGAAAAGCACUGACCACGAGGCGAAUACGGAUGAUCUUGAUGAGGACGAUGAGGACGAUGACGAAGAGGACGAAGACAAAGAUGAAGAUGAAGACGAUGACGAGAAGUUGGAGAAGGAGGCGCAGGAGUUCAUGAAGGAGCAACAGGAGAAGCUGGAGCAAGAAAAAGAGGCCAUCGUGGACGAUCGUUCGCUGGUGGCUGAGGAGAAGCUGAAGCUCUUGGAGGAAAAGGAGAGGAUGAUGGGAGAUCUGAAGAAGGAGCAGGAGGCCACUGCGCUCCUCACCUCCAAGUUUAAGGCAAUGGAAAGUAAGCUUCUGGUUGGAGGAAAGAACAUCAUUGAUCACACCAACGAACAGCAGAAGAUGUUGGAACAGAAACGGCAAGAGAUAGCAGAACAGACACGCAGUGAGCGAGAAAUGCAGCAGCAGAUGUUGUUGCAGGAUGAGGAAACGCUGGAGCUGAGAGAAACGUUCACUUCUCUGCAACAGGAAGUGGAGGCGAAAACCAAAAAACUCAAAAAGUACAAGAAGCUGUAUGCGAAGCUACAGUCGGUGAAAGCAGAGAUUCAGGAUGUGAACGAUGAACAUGUCAGAACCAGACAGGAACUGGAGCAGACACAGAAUGAGCUCACAAGGGAACUCAAGUUCAAGUACCUCAUAAUCGAGAACUUCAUCCCUCCAGAGGAAAAGAACAAAAUCAUGAACCGGCUGGUGUUCGAUGUCGAUGAAGACCAGUGGAAAUUCCAACCUCUUGUUCCAGCUGAGAAUAAGUUUACUCAGAUGAAAAAGAGACCUGCCUCUGCCGUGGGCUACAAGCGGCCCAUCAGCCAAUACGCGAGAGACGCCAUAGCAAAAGCAGGCAGUUCUAGAUACAAGGCUGAAAACAUCAUGCUUUUAGAGCUGGAUGUGACUCCGCCCACCCUGUUUCAAAUGGACUUCCCGAAACCGGGGUUCGAGACGGACCCGAGCCGCGACCUGCAACUGGACAACGCAUCAUACAGAGAGAAAGCAGCGGCCAGUCGGGUCAGGAAAUCCCAGUCCUGGUGCCAGGCUGCACAGCCUAUGUCUUCCUCGAGCUCGGCGCUCUCCCUGUCAUCCUCAGGGUCCAACAGCCUGGCGCACCCCGUCAGUGCCGCCAUGGCAACCGUCCACCAGUAAGAUGCCAAGGACAUGUUUAUCCCUUCUUAGAUCCACCACCGGGAGGGACUAUGCAUUCGUCCCAGCUCCUUUUUCGGAGCUAUGAAACGGUGGCCUUGUACGACAUGCUUAGAGAAAGACAUGCUGCACGGAGGACGGAUUCUAGCAUUCUUUAUCUCCUUCUUCUUUUCCCUUUCAACUUGUCCAGAUUUUUCAUUUUCAGCCUCGAGUUCUGGUUAAUACAGGUUUGGGUUUUGCGUUCACAUGCAUCAAAGAGAAAGUCAUGAAAUCUGUUCAAACCUCA